AUGGAGGACUUUCUAAGGGACUGGCGCCAGGAUGCCUUGAAUAAACACCAGUACGAUUCAGCGAUAUUUAUCGGCGACAAGCUGCUCGCUCUAACAAGGAAUGACAAAGACGCCUUCUGGCUUGCCCAGGUUCAUUUCUCCACCGGCAACUACACUAGGGCCCAAAGCUUCCUCUCAAAGCAAGACCUGAUCGCUCGGAAUCCCUCAUGUCGAUAUCUUGCCGGCCACUGCUUAAUAAAGCAAUCUAGGUUCGAAGAGGCACUCAACGUCCUCGGGGAGAAGAACCCCACCCACCUCAUCACAAGUUCGAGUAACAGUCGGCGGAAACUACAGCAUACCAGCGGAACCGGCCGGUCAGGGCUCACACACCAUGGCAAAACAAGCAGACCCGAGAGAGAGAGUCAUGAUAGCAGGGACGAGGCGGCACAAGAAGACGCGGCCAACAUUAGAUUUGAAGCCGCAAUGUGCUUCCUCCGAGGGCAGUGUUACGCCAAACAAAACGCAUUCGACCGGGCUAAGGAAUGCUACAAAGAUGCCGUCCGCAUAGACGUACAGUGCUUCGAGGCUUUCGAACAGCUUAUGAAAAACUGCCUAAUGUCACCAGAUGAGGAAUGGCAAUUCCUUGAAUCUCUUGACUUUGACGCUAUCUCCAUUUCGGACAACCCAUCCUCGUCUCAGGAGGCAGCGGAGUUCACCAAGAUGCUAUACACGACAAGACUGUCAAAGUAUAAGAACCCAACUGCAUUCACAGCAGCUACAGAAACACUGUCCACGCAUUAUAAUCUCGCCACCAACCCAGAUCUUCUCCUCGCGAAAGCUGAUCUCCUCUUUACCCAAUGCAGAUUUAAGGAUGCACUGGCAAUCACCAAUUCCAUUCUUCAAACCGAUAAAUACAAUUUCAGCAUAUACCCUCUGCACUUGGCUUGUCUCUACGAGCUCGGGCUGAAGAACGCUCUCUUCCUCGUGUCUCAUGACCUAGCGGAUAACCACCCCGAAGAGCCGUGUUCUUGGCUCGCCGUUGGUAUAUACUAUCUUGCGAUCAAUAAAAUCGCGGAGGCUCGUCGGUAUUUUAGCAAAGCGAGCAUGAUGGACCCCCAUUUCGGACCUGCAUGGAUUGGUUUUGCGCAUACAUUCGCUGCUGAAGGCGAACACGAUCAAGCCAUUUCAGCAUAUUCAACGGCCGCUAGGCUCUUUAUGGGUACACAUCUCCCACAGCUCUUUCUCGGGAUGCAAAACCACUUGUUGAACAACAUGACACUUGCGGAUGAAUUCCUCAAGACUGCCUAUGGACUGUGCAGAACCGAUCCUUUACUCCUCAAUGAGAUGGGCGUUGUUUUCUACCAUCAAGAUCGACUCGAAGAUUCGGUAACCAUGCUCACUAAAGCGUUGGAGAUUGCGGACGAAAUUGAUAGUGAUUCCCAAGCUUGGAUCUCAACACGAGCCAAUCUUGGCCACGCUUACCGAAGGCUUCAGCAAUGGGACCUAGCGCUGGCCGAAUUCGACGAGGUCCUACGCCAGGGCGGCAAAGAUCCUGCUAUUUUCUGUGCCAAAGGCCUUGUAUUGAUGGAACAAAAACGAUCUUAUGACGCCGUUUAUGUUUUCCACGAGGCUUUGGCAAUUUCCCCUCAAGAUGCCAUCGCCACGGAACUGUUGAACAAGGCACUUGAAGAAACUGCUGGUGGUGGCACAAGUGGUGCGCAAGAAAUUGAGGAUAAUGAUGAUUUUGAAAGAGAAUUGGCGCUGAAAAAGGUCGAGGCAGCACAGGUUCUUGCCAAGAGAAGAGCUGGGAAGGGCAAAGAAAGGCAAAGGAUGGGCGGCGGCUUUGGUGGGAAUAGGAAUAUUCUUAUGGACCUGGCUGAUGAUGAUUAA
Venustampulla echinocandica is the source of this 1869-nucleotide messenger RNA. Its product is annotated as TPR-like protein. Lineage: Eukaryota; Fungi; Ascomycota; Leotiomycetes; Helotiales; Pleuroascaceae. Gene Ontology annotation, biological process: cell division. The transcript is spliced from 2 exons. The record is from RefSeq and is a predicted model, not a curated record. The coding region runs from base 1 to 1869 and encodes 622 amino acids. Gene Ontology annotation, molecular function: protein binding.